AUGCUGCAGCCAUCAUCAGGCGAUACAUUCCAAAUUGUUUCGGGCUCCUCCGUCAAACGCCAUGAGGUUUUAUGGCUCGAGGAUGGGAAUGUCAUCCUUCAGGCCGAGGACGUUCAGUUUCGCGUACAUCGAUCCAUGUUGGUUCGCCACUCGCCCAUAUUCCGAGACAUGUUCUCCAUCCCCCAACCCCAAAAUCCGCAGGAUUCCGACCCCGAUGGUUGUCCUGUCAUCGUCCUUUCAGACAGCGCUGAUGAUGUUGGACAAGUUCUUGCUAUUUUCUAUGAUAAUUAUCGGUUUCUGGAUCUUCGCGAGAAGCUCUCGAUUGGUGCGAUUGCCGCUAUGCUUCGGAUGGGAAAAAAAUAUGACAUUGCAUACCUCCGGGACGACGCACUGAAGCGACUAAGACACGACUUUCCCAUUACUCUGCCAGAUUGGGAGGCGUCUUACAACGGUAGUAGUCCUAUCGAUUAUACCACCUUGUCCGACUACGCGAAGACCGUUGCAGCUAUCAUAUCCCUUGGACGAGAGCAUGACAUACAGUCAAUCCUCCCAGGUGCUUUCCUCCACUACACUAAUCGAGCCACGCUAGAGGAGAUAUUGGCGGAGGAUAACAACAAUUUACCGCAAGAAGCGUGCACCCAGUGCGUUAUCGGAAGAGAUAAAUUCCUUCGCCGCGUUCAUUCGACCCUUCUGUCUUGGUUCCGGCUUCCGACUUUCAUGCCUAUCAGCACUUGCAGUAACAUUGCUGUCUGCCCUUUGAAGAAGCAGGCGCUGUUCCGAGGUCUCUGCGACUCCCUGUGGAUGGGAGAAGGUGGGAAAGUUCGUUGGGAUUUCACCGAUUGUAUUCCUGGCCGUGCUGCAAAAACUAUCAAGAUCCUCUGUCCAUCGUGUGCCACCAGUAUCUCUCGAUGCUAUAGGGACUCUCGCAAUAAGCUGUGGGAAGAGUUGCCGAGCUUCUUCGGUCUUCUGGGGUGGGACCAACUCAGAGAUUUUGAUCAAUAG
Molecule: messenger RNA, 1002 nt
Organism: Cyclocybe aegerita
Lineage: Eukaryota; Fungi; Basidiomycota; Agaricomycetes; Agaricales; Hemipholiotaceae
Source: the annotation of a GenBank genome assembly